Messenger RNA from Zingiber officinale, 541 nucleotides. RefSeq lists its product as uncharacterized. Bases 8 to 541 code for a protein of 177 amino acids. The transcript is spliced from 4 exons. The record is from RefSeq and is a predicted model, not a curated record. Lineage: Eukaryota; Viridiplantae; Streptophyta; Magnoliopsida; Zingiberales; Zingiberaceae.
UAGCUUCAUGGAAGACACACAAAGUUGGCCGCAACAACUCUCACCAGAGGAUCAAACUCCAGCAUCGGAGAUGAAUUGGAACCCUCCUUCUCAGUCGAAGCAACAAAGUGGAUCCGCAGAAAGCCAUGGAAUUAAGUCUGCUUUGGAGAACUCUCUCAUCUCUGAUCCGAAUGACAUACAAAGAGAGCUGAAAGUGAAACUAAGCAAGGAAAUGGAUGAGUUUCUCCUGAAAAUAAAAGAAGGAUGGAAGAGUGAGAUAGCAAAGUUGAAUAGGCCAACAUCAAAUAUGACUACUGUUUUGAAUGAUCAAACAUGGGCAUUCGUAAAAGAGAAUCUCAUAGUACAAUUGAGAGCCGCAGCGGGGGAAUUGAAAGAGAAAGGACAAGAACAAAUAAAAGAGACACUAGUAAAGUCGAGUAUAAGCAUUGACACCAUAAAGCAAAAAUUGGAACUGGAGAAAUGUUUAGCAAUUGUGGUUUGGUUUGUUGGAAUUGCACUCAUAUUAAUUACCGGCAUUAUUAAAAUUUUUCUCAAAUUUUAG